AUGAAGGCCAAGCUGGAGAUCCUGGCCAUGGUCCUGGGCUUCCUGGGCCUUUUUGGCCUGGUGGCGGCCACCGCCAUGCCCAUGUGGCGCGUGUCCGCCUUCAUCGGCGCCAACCUCAUCGUCAUGGAGGUGCUGUGGGAAGGCCUUUGGAUGAACUGCUACAACCAAGCCGACAUCAAGAUGCAGUGCAAGGUCUACGACUCCUUGCUCAUCCUGCCGCGCGAGCUGCAGGCGGCGCGGGGGCUGAUGGUGGUGGCCACAGUGUUGGCCACCAUCGCCCUCUUCGUGGCCGGCUUCACCAUGCGGAGCACCACUUGCUGCAAGGAUCGCGUCCGAGCCAAGAACAUCACCCAUGCCUUCGCCGCCUCCUUGUUCCUGCUGGCCUGCGUGCUGGCGCUGGUGCCCAUUUGUUGGGUGGCGCACACCGUUAUCCGGAACUUCUACAACCCGAUAGUGGUGGACUCACGUAAAAGGGAACUGGGGGCCUCGCUAUUCAUCGGCUGGGUCGCCUGUGGCCUCCUACUAGCCACCGGCGCGGUCCUCCUGCUCAGCUACAACAAGCGGCGGUCCAAGGAGUACGAGCCUUACUCAGGGUCUUACUUAAUGGCCGCCAGGAAAGUCGCCAGCGAGCGCAGCAGUCGGGCGCCGUCCAGUUUUCACAAACAUCACGAAUAUGUGUGA
Molecule: messenger RNA, 681 nt
Organism: Nerophis lumbriciformis (worm pipefish)
Lineage: Eukaryota; Metazoa; Chordata; Actinopteri; Syngnathiformes; Syngnathidae
Source: RefSeq, a predicted model, not a curated record